Messenger RNA from Mercurialis annua (annual mercury), 980 nucleotides. Its product is annotated as ethylene-responsive transcription factor ERF105-like. Lineage: Eukaryota; Viridiplantae; Streptophyta; Magnoliopsida; Malpighiales; Euphorbiaceae. Gene Ontology annotation, molecular function: DNA binding; DNA-binding transcription factor activity. The record is from RefSeq and is a predicted model, not a curated record. Bases 75 to 842 code for a protein of 255 amino acids. Gene Ontology annotation, biological process: regulation of DNA-templated transcription; ethylene-activated signaling pathway. The transcript is spliced from 2 exons.
CAACACCUUCUUACUGACUUUGAUUAGUCCACUUUGAUAACUUCUUUCCUGGGAAAUUUCUCUCUAAUUCUUGAAUGGGAAGAAACCAGCAAGACUUUUGUCCAUUUUUAUUUCCUUCCGCCAUCUAUGGCGCUCUAGCUUCUUCUCAGUCAUCAACGCCGUCACCUCCGUCGUCGCCGCCGCCAUCUUAUUAUUCUUCUUCUCCCGAUUCUUCUUCUUCACUGAGUAUUACUUCUCCUUUCGUAGAUUAUUCAACUUCACAAUUUUCUUCACCGGCCAACGGCGGGAAUCUUAAUCGGCAAUGCACCGAAGAAAUUAUAGCUGAUAACUUUCUGCAGAAUGAUUUUAAUUUUGAUUUGUUUGUAUCGCCGAGUCAACAACAGCGACAAGAUAUAGCGACGGUGGUUGUAACUGCCGUACCACCGCAGCCGGUGAGUGGAGAAAAAGAUUACAGAGGAGUUAGGCGUGGGGCAGGGGGGAAAUACCGGGCAGAAAUUCGUGAUCGGCUAGGAACAUUUGAUACUGCUGUAGAAGCUGCCCGAGCUUACGAUAAUGCGGCUUUUAGGUUACGCGGAAGCAAAGCGAUUUUGAAUUUUCCUCUUGAAAUUGGCGAAUCUUCGUCAGUUAAUUCUAAGAAAAGAAAGAUUGAAAAGACGACGGCAGUUGUAAAGAUUAAAAAUUUGUCGCCAAAAAGGGAAGAAAAGACGACCACGACUGUUCCAUUGACGCCGUCAACGUGGAUGGGAUUUUGGGAUGAUGAUCAAGCAAUGGGGAUAUUUGACUUGCCAUAUCCGUUAUCGCCAUAUCCUGUAUUAGGAUAUUCACAGCUUAUGGUUGUGUGAAAAUUAAGCAGAUGUCAUGUUAUUAUCAAUAAUUGUAUUUUUAUAUUUAUAAUUGUUUGCUUGAUAUUAAUAAAAAAAAUAUAUUAAAAAAAUAAAAUGUCAUUCCUUGGCUAAUUAAUCAAUUCUAGAUUUUUUUUA